Xenopus laevis (African clawed frog) is the source of this 2032-nucleotide messenger RNA. RefSeq names its product protein FAM98A. NCBI's taxonomy places the organism in Eukaryota, Metazoa, Chordata, Amphibia, Anura, Pipidae. The record is from RefSeq and is a predicted model, not a curated record. The transcript is spliced from 8 exons. The coding region runs from base 227 to 1867 and encodes 546 amino acids.
AGGAGGCGUUGGGGUCCUAGGAACUGCCAGCCGGACAGCUGCUGAGUAGAAUAGUGAGACCGGUCGCACGUGGUCUUCAGCAUCGUAGGAACUGUCGCAUACGGCAACAAGCAGCUGCGUUCCCCUCCCCAAAGGCCGCUAUUCCUUCCUAGUGAAGCGCUAUAUUUGUGUUUGCGCGCGGUGUAGUCUUUGUGCAGCAGGUGUCACCCACAGCAUCGCUGACGUCAUGGAAUGCGACAUCAUGGAGAAUGACAUCUUAGAGGCUCUGGAGGAUCUAGGGUAUAAAGGAGCUAUAAUUGAUGAUGAAGCUUUAAACCAAGCAGCCUGCAAGGGGGCCAUUUCCCCAGAAUAUACCAAGCUGUGUGCCUGGCUGGUAUCAGAGUUAAAAAGAUUCUGUAAAUUAGAAGAAAAUGUGGAGGCAACCAACAGUCCCAAUGAAUCUGAAGGUUUCCAGCUGGAAAUGAGCGGCCUUCUGACAGAAAUGAAUUGCCCAUAUGUUUGUUUGACCUCUGGGGAUGUUACUAAACGCCUUCUUGAAAAAAAAAACUGCCUCCUUCUCUUAACAUAUCUUCUGUCCGAGCUUGAAGCUGUACGAAUGCUGGCUGUGAACAUCCCAGGAAAAGAAGCACAAGAUGGUGAAGGCAGUGAGGUGUUUAAGGAACUCAAGUGUGUAUGCAUGACACUUGGGAUGUCCAAGCCUCCACUCAAUAUAACAAUGUUCCAGUUCUUCAGUGGAAUUGAAAAAAAAUUGAAGGAAACUUUAUCCAAAGUGCCACCUAAUUAUGUAGGAAAGCCUUUGCUAAGCAAGACCCUUGGACCAUCUCACUGGGAAAAGAUUGAAGCAAUCAAUCAAGCCAUAGCCAAUGAAUAUGAUGUCCGGAGGAAAAUGUUGGUAAAGCGGCUGGAUGUCACCGUGCAGUCGUUUGGUUGGUCAGACAAAGCAAAGACUCAGUCUGAUAAACUGGGGAAAGUCUAUCAGCCUAAACGUUCAGCUUUACCAGUAAAAGGCACAAUUUCUGUUGCCCACCUUUUGGCAGCCCGACAAGAUUUGUCGAAAAUUCUGCGAACUAGCAGCGGGUCUAUAAGGGAAAAAACUGCCUGUGCAAUAAAUAAGGUGUUGAUGGGAAGAGUUCCUGACCGAGGUGGCAGACCCAAUGAGAUUGAGCCCCCUCCACCAGAGAUGCCUCCAUGGCAGAAGAGACAAGAUGGUCCCCCACAAGGUGGAGGUGGUGGUAGAGGGGGAGGAAGAGGAGGCUAUGAGCAGUCAUAUGGAGGACGAGGAGGCUAUGAACAAGCAGGUGGGCGAGGAGGAGGUGGUCGUGGAAGUUAUGACGGCAGUUAUGGUGGCAGAGGGGGUAGAGGAGGCAAAGCUCAAGGUGGCUGGACAGACUCUGGCAGUAACUAUCAAGACAGUGGCCAUCGAGACGGUGGACAUCAAUCUGGCGGUUACCAAGGCAGCGGAGGAGGAUACCAAAGUGGUGGAGGGGGUGGAUAUCAAGGAGGAAGUGGAUAUCAGGGCACAGGUGGUGGUUAUCAAGGUGGAGGAGGAUAUCAGGGAGGUAGUGGAUACCAAGGGGGAGGAAGCUAUGGAAAUUACCAAGGACCGUCCUAUCCUGGAAGUGGAUACCAGAGUGGUGGCUAUCAGCAGGACAACAGAUAUCAAGAUGGUGGCUCCCACAAUGAUAGAGGUGGUGGUCGCGGAAGAGGAAGAGGCAGUCGUGGUGGAAGAGCAAACCAAGGCGGAGGAUGGGGAGGUCGGGGUGCACAAAACUAUAACCAGGGUGGGCAAUUUGAGCAGCACUUUCAGCAGGGAGGUUAUCAGUAUAAUCAGUCUGGGUUUGUACAAGGAAGACACUACACAAGUUGAGCUUAUUGAGAGUUCAGCUUACAAUAGAGUUCAGGUAAUUGAAUCAACCUGCUCGGAUGAGUGCUGUAUUAAGAGAAAAUAUGCAGGCUUUAUACAAUUCUUGUUUGCAGAAAUGUAACCUGAUACAUGCAUGGACCUUACAAAUAAAGGUGCGCUCAUACAGCU